Messenger RNA from Phytophthora nicotianae INRA-310, 2173 nucleotides. RefSeq lists its product as hypothetical. The transcript has 2 exons. Gene Ontology annotation, cellular component: Golgi membrane. The record is from RefSeq and is a predicted model, not a curated record. Gene Ontology annotation, biological process: protein folding. NCBI's taxonomy places the organism in Eukaryota, Oomycota, Peronosporomycetes, Peronosporales, Peronosporaceae. Gene Ontology annotation, molecular function: protein disulfide isomerase activity; flavin-dependent sulfhydryl oxidase activity. Bases 143 to 1963 code for a protein of 606 amino acids.
CCGGCUCAUACUGAUACAACGUCCUUUAGUCCUUCCCUCCAUCACCUCCACCACAUCUGGUCUGAAGAGCUCCUCGGUUUCCCAGUGUCACUCUUCCACUUGGCAGUUCAAGCGCGCCUCGUGCUCUCCUCUGACUGGUAUAAUGCAGUUGCUGUGGGCGUUGGCGUCGGCCGCGGCGCUACUGACGUCGUCCGGCUCCGUCUCGGGGGCUGCCGUCGACCCCAAGGACAAGGGCGAGCCACUCUUCCCCGACGGUCACCCCAACAUCACGUACCUGACGGACAAGAACUGGGACGAGCACAUGGCCAAGACGGACAAGCCAUGGAUCGUCGACUUCUACCACCCUUUCUGCCCGCACUGCAAGCACUUUGCGCCUGCAUACUUCGAGCUAGCAGCCUACUACAAGGAAAAAGGCAACAUUUAUGUCGGAGCAUUGAGCUGCAUGGACCACGUCAAGUGUCGUCGCGUGGGUAUUACUGGUUUCCCGACUCUGAUGACGCUCAACUUCGACAAGAAGAACCCCAAGAAGGAGAACAAGCGGAUCAUCGGCACUCAUACUGUACAGGAAGUGAAAGACUAUGUGAACAGUGUAUUCGCUGAAGCUGCCUUCAACGAGACGGGCACCUGGCCGCCCGGAUACGUUUCUCCGGAGCAGAAGGCCAAGGAGGAAGAGGAAAAGAAGAAGAAAGAAGAAGAAGAGAAGAAAACCGCUGAAAUCAAAGCCGCAUCCAACGGAAAGGAACCUCCCAAGGCUACAGAGACCCCGAAGCCGGCUAUUUGGGAGGAAUCCACGCUCCCAAUGAACCAGACUACGCGUAUCCAGGACGCUGCUUCGGCCUUCGUGUUCGGCCUCAAACAGGGCGCGUUUAUGGCCAGCGACGUUAUGGAUGACGAGGAGUUUGAUGCGCUUAAGGGCUGGCUGAAGAUGGUGUCCGAGACAUUCCCUGGAGCGAUUAACCGGAAGGUUAUCCGACCUUUGUACGAGAAGGUGAAGGAUAAGGAACUGCUGGACUUUGACACGUGGGAUGCCAUCGUUAAAGAGUGGCAGGAGGGCUCAGUUGCCGCCUUUAAGGCAGAGGAAGAACGGUAUGACUUUACCGGUAUUACCGUUCCUGAAUGGCAGCGUCUGGACAAUCUGUUCAUGGGUCAAGGAGCCACUUACCGUGCCUGUGCGUUGUAUACGUGCGGUCAAUGGAACAUGUUCCACAUGCUGACGAUGAACCCUCCUGAGACCGGUACACGCAGUGCGGAGCUUAUGGUGUCUGUCGUUGCAUCCAUCCGUCGCUUUAUGAAGCAUUUCUUUGGUUGUGUGAAUUGCCGUGACCACUUCUUGAAGGAGAAUACGAUCGAAGCAGUCAAGAAGAUCAAGGCCGCAGAGGAUAAGCCUUUAGCUUUGCGUCGUUGGCUGUGGGAACAGCACAACUCGGUCAAUAAGCGUCUGCAUCACCCUAUUUGGCCCAAGCCCGAGAUUUGUCCUACUUGUGGCACUGAAGCUGCGUGGGAGAUGGUGGAAGUGGACAAGUGGAUGAGCAGGACCUAUGCUUACCGUGACGUUAGCGUUCCUCUGGUUAAAUUAGCGGUAACUGCCCCCAUGACCACAGCUGCAGCUCUACGCAAGGUGACUGAUGCUCCAGCAGUUAAUAAGGAAGAGACGGAGGCUCCUAAGCCGACUGCUGCUGUGGAAGCGAAGCCGCAGACAACAGGACCAACCGCUGUAGAGCCUGAAGGUGGCUACGAGUACCGCCAGAAGGACGCUGAGCUCGGUAUCAAGAACGCCGCCAACACUUUGGACCUUGUUGCAGACACGAAGACGAAGCCCAAGGACGGUCUACAAGGUGUUAGUGCUCCACCUGUGACGCUGUUCGCUUGGUACAUUCUCCCCGUUGCAGCUGUGGGCGGCUACCUGUUAUUCGUGCGCUCCCGUUCCAAGCAGAAGGCUUACCGUCAAGUUCCCCGUAACUGAGACGAUUAGAGUAUUUCUAAACUCUAAUUUAGAAAAAGGGUGCUGACAUACUCUAUCCAGGAACUUAGAAGCCCAACGGGUAGGACGUUCUUCUUGACAGCACAGAACAUGCACGCUUUGUACACUGCAUGCCUGGACUUCAUACGUGUAAAUGCCUAAGAACUUUAAAGCUAAACAGCGCAAAGUGUUUUCUAUCAAAUCAUAGUCCUA